GCCCCCAGCCGAGGUCCGUGCGUUUGCUUUCGUAACAGCUCGAGGCCUAGAAGGAAAGUUGAAGACGUUGGAAAUUUGGCGUUAAACAGGGAAUUAUCUUAGGACUCAUCUUUGCGACCGAAACUCGAGUGCGCAUCUGAAUCACGGGGACUUAGAGUGAUUAUUACAAUGGAAGAAAUCAAUAAUUUCAAGACACCAAGCAAAUUAUCUGAAAAAAGAAAAUCUGCAUUAUGUUCAACUCCAUGUAUAAAUAUUCCUGCCUCUCCGUUUAUGCAGAAGCUUGGCUAUGGCACAGGGGUAAAUGUCUACCUUAUGAAAAGAUCUCCAGGAGGCUUGUCUCAUUCUCCUUGGGCUGUGAAAAAGAUUAAUUCUAGAUGUAAUGGUCAUUAUCAAAGUAUGUAUCAAAAGAGACUAACUGAUGAAGCUAAGGUUUUAAAAAGCCUUCAUCAUCCAAACAUUAUAGGUUAUCGUGCUUUCACUGAAGCCAGUGAUGGUAGUCUGUGUCUUGCUAUGGAAUAUGGGGGUGAAAAGUCUCUAAAUGACUUAAUAGAAGAACGAAAUAAAGACAGCCAAGGUCCUUUUCCAGCAGCCAUAAUUUUAAAAGUUGCUUUGAACAUGGCAAGAGGAUUAAAGUAUCUGCACCAAGAUAAGAAAUUGCUUCAUGGAGAUGUAAAGUCUUCAAAUGUUGUAAUUAAAGGUGAUUUUGAAACAAUUAAAAUCUGUGAUGUAGGAGUCUCUCUACCAUUGGAUGAAAAUAUGACAGUAACUGACCCUGAGGCCUGUUAUAUUGGCACUGAGCCUUGGAAACCCAAGGAAGCUUUGGAGGAGAAUGGCGUUAUUACUGACAAGGCAGACAUAUUUGCUUUUGGCCUUACUCUGUGGGAAAUGAUGACUUUAUGUAUUCCACACAUUACUCUUUCAGAUGAUGAUGAUGAAGAUAAAACUUUUGAUGAAAGUGACUUCGAUGAUGAAGCAUACUAUGCAGCUUUGGGAACUAGGCCACCUGUGAAUAUGGAAGAACUGGAUGAAACAUACCAGAAGGUGAUUGAGCUCUUCUCUGUAUGCACUAAUGAAGAUCCUAAAGAUCGUCCUUCUGCUGCGCACAUUGUUCAAGCUUUGGAAAUAGAUAUCCAGUGAUCUCAUAUUCAUAACGACCUGAGCCUCAAGUAUGGCUCAUGUAUAUAACUGUUCUGUUUACUAUGGUAUACAUUUAUAUAGUUACUAUGAUAAUCCAUAUUUAUUAGACUAUUUGAAAGUGACCUGUUUUAGAACCAUAGCACCUUGUUAACAUUUGAAAAACUUUCUAUUAUAAAGAUAUUUCAUGCAUCCUUAUGAUCAGCAUUUGAUAUUGUAGUGGGUUUUCUAUAAAGCUUAAGAAACUUUUAAGUUUAAGGAACAAGUAUUGAAACUUCUUCAUAGAGAUUUAACAAAAAGCCUUAAACUCCUAUGUCUAACAUUAAUUUAGGUAGAGGAACCACUACUUUUAUUAAUGAUCAUUCUUGAAUAUUCUGUUUUAAUGGACCUAUUUAAAUUAGCACUUCGUAGUAUAAAAUAAGUCUACAUUUGACUGUCUUUUAAACUUUGCUGGUCUUUCUUAGCUGAUGUGCUUAUUAAAUACAGUCACUGGAAGCUGAGAGGAUAUGGCUCAGAGUAGCUCCUUGGGUAUUUCUAGACAUUUCCGGUUAAGGCUUCUUACCCUCUUGGUUCUCCCCAGAUCGUUGGUUUUUGCUUUCAUUUAUUAAAUGUUAUUUCUGUACUGAGAUUUUUUUUUAUUUUUUACUUACUAAUCUAGAUCUUAAGCAUUUUACAGUUCUGGUGUAAAACUAAUAAAACUAAUAGGAUAUAGAAUAAAAGGAACUUUGGUUACCAGAA
This is a messenger RNA of Miniopterus natalensis, 1872 nucleotides long. It is a transcript of the gene PBK, whose product is annotated as PDZ binding kinase. Gene Ontology annotation, molecular function: ATP binding; protein serine/threonine kinase activity. Lineage: Eukaryota; Metazoa; Chordata; Mammalia; Chiroptera; Miniopteridae. Gene Ontology annotation, biological process: peptidyl-serine phosphorylation. The record is from RefSeq and is a predicted model, not a curated record.